AGCGAGUCGUCAUGGUCAGUAUCCAUGAUUUUGACCAGUGCAAAGAUGGGUGGCCUAUACGGCCUAGCUGCCAGCGGCUCAUCGGGUUUGGCGUCUAUACAAGCCUCGCCAUAUUGAACCUUAUUGUGGCCAGCUUGCCAAGGACAGGGUUUCACUAUCAGAGAGUUGGCAUGCUUCCUGUCCCUUUCUUGACUGCGGCCGUUUGCAAAUUCGUACUGAUUGCUGUUUCUAUAUCAUUCAUAUUUUAUUCGUUCUACGUUCAUCAGUACACUCAUACCUUGAUGGCUUUCUCAGUCGCCAGAGUGGUAUUCUGGAUCAUAAAUUUGUGUUCUUUUAUCAAAUGGCGAGAUUUGUCAUACUUUCCUGCAUCAUUGGCGCUAACAUACUCGUUAGCAGUAAUUUUUGAUCUGAUUCCGAUGUUUGCAUGGAAUGAAUACUUCACUACCAAGACCUACAAAAAUGGAGAGUUUGUAUUUUAUCUCAUGGAUUUAGUUCCUACUUUGAUUCUAUUCGUGUCUACCAUGUGUUUGUCAACUCUUCGCACCGAGUCUCAAUCGACAUGGUCAAACUUCUCUCACAAAGUGUCUUUGAUCUUACCAUAUGUAUGGCCGAAGAAGAGUAUCGCUCUCCAGCUCCGUGUGGCCUUUUGUCUCCUCUUACUUUUGUUUGGUCGCCUUAUAAACGUCGCUCUUCCUUUGUAUAGUAAAUGGAUAGUUGAUGGACUUGCAAACCCAGCGACUUUCAAGUACUCCCUCAUCUACAUAUCAACAUUUCUGAAGUUUCUGCAAGGCAAUGGAGCUAUGGGUGGCUUUCUUAAUACUAUGCGAUCGUAUGUGUGGAUCCCAGUACAGCAGUAUACCACUCGAGAACUGGAGGUAGAAUUAUUCGCGCACCUGCAUUCCUUGUCUCUCAGAUGGCAUCUAUCGCGUAAAACUGGGCUUGUGCUGCGCGUUAUGGAUAGGGGCACCAGCUCUGUGAAUAGUAUACUGAACUACAUCCUGUUCAAUAUUGUUCCGACUCUCACUGAUAUAGCAAUCGCUGUGGUCUUUUUCUUCUCUACAUUCAAUUUCUACUUUGGAGGAAUAGUAUUGGUAACAAUGGCGCUGUAUCUGGUUGUUACCAUCUAUGUCACUGAAUGGCGCACAAAAUUCCGUCGAGACAUGAAUGAGAAGGAGAACGCCAGCAGUGCCAUAGCUACCGAUUCCUUGCUCAACUAUGAGACAGUGAAGUAUUAUGGUAAUGAAAUGUUUGAAGUGGACAGAUUCCGACAUGCUAUAGAAUGCUUCCAGCUCGCUGAGUGGCGUUCAAAUGCUUCUCUAGCUCUCUUGAAUUUUCUGCAGAAUGGAAUUAUCGGGCUAGGAAUGACAGCUGGCUCUGUGCUGGUCGCGUACUUGAUUACUGUGGAUAAGGAGCUGACUGUUGGAGAUUACGUUCUAUUCACUACGUACAUUCUCCAGCUAUAUGCACCGCUCAAUUUCUUUGGAACGGUAUACAGAACAAUCCAAAAAUCAUUCAUCGAUAUGGAAAAUAUGUUCGAUCUGAUGAAUGAAGAUGUUGAUGUGCGUGACAGUCCUAAUGCUAUCGAAUAUAAUCCAACGGAGGGCAAAAUCUCAGUGCACAACCUAGUUUUUGGCUAUAGCGAGAAUCGCAUUGUGCUGAAUGGAAUAUCGUUUGAUGUUGGGGGUGGACAAUCUGUUGCAUUGGUCGGCCCGUCUGGAAGUGGAAAAAGCACAUUGAUUAGGCUGCUCUUUCGACUUUUCGAAUGCCCUGAAGGCAGCGUUUCGUAUGACGGUUUGGAUGUGAGAAGUCUAAAGCUGCGAUCUUUGCGUCAACAAAUUGGAAUUGUGCCACAAGACACUGUGCUGUUUAAUGAUACUAUAAAGUAUAAUAUUCGAUUUGGCCGUCCGACGGCUACCGACGAAGAGAUCUACGAUGCUGCAAGAGCUGCCAUGAUUCAUGAUAAGAUCAUGUCUCUUCCAGAUGGCUAUGACACCCUUGUAGGGGAACGAGGUUUGAAGCUGUCAGGUGGUGAGAAGCAGCGCGUUGCUAUUGCUCGAACAAUAUUGAAAAAGCCACAGUUUAUCUUUUUGGAUGAGGCUACAUCCGCUCUAGACACCAAUACUGAGCGUGCAAUACAACGAUGUCUAGAAGAACUAUGUGCCACUCGGACCGGGGUAGUCGUAGCGCAUCGAUUAAGUACAGUAGUUAACGUUGACUGUAUACUGGUACUGGACAAGGGUCGAAUUAUAGAGCGGGGGAGCCAUUCUGACUUGAUAGCUGCGAAAGGCGUUUACUACCAAAUGUGGGAGAGUCAAAAUGCAAACUCAAAUGGAAAUGGAAACGGGAACGGAAGCGAUGAUGCUGCAUCCACAUGACAUUUACUUAGUUAGCUGUUGAGACUUAACUAUAUAUAAUAUAUUUUGUUGUUAUUGUAUUUGUUAUUAAUUUGUAGUUCUAGCGCAUUGCGGUUUGUACAGGUUAUGUAUACUUAUAAGUUUCAGUUCUUUCUUGCACUCAGUUUUCGAUUUUCAAGGAGAAAUGAUUUCUAUAGCUGUGCUCUAUAGCGCUGACAAGGUGUUUGUGAUUGUUGCAU
Messenger RNA from Cylicocyclus nassatus, 2593 nucleotides. The record is from the annotation of a GenBank genome assembly. NCBI's taxonomy places the organism in Eukaryota, Metazoa, Nematoda, Chromadorea, Rhabditida, Strongylidae.